Messenger RNA from Amphibalanus amphitrite, 1350 nucleotides. RefSeq lists its product as uncharacterized. Bases 328 to 1350 code for a protein of 340 amino acids. The record is from RefSeq and is a predicted model, not a curated record. NCBI's taxonomy places the organism in Eukaryota, Metazoa, Arthropoda, Thecostraca, Balanomorpha, Balanidae. Gene Ontology annotation, molecular function: zinc ion binding; nucleic acid binding. The transcript has 2 exons.
GGCGUUGGACUUCGUCCUUUAUCCAGACUGCACCGUACCAUCUGAACGGAUGGAUCUGCCAAGAAAGAUGACAUCCAAGGCGGCUGUCAUAACCGGCUCUCGCCUCGACCGGCGGCCUCCCUCCCUCUCCCUCUCUCCCUCGCAUACUGGUCACCCCUCUCGUCCCAGUGGACUCGCCCGGUGCCUCGGGCAGUAUCUGUGACACGACCUCGGGUGAGCGGCCGGGAAGCAAUACAGUUUUGAACGGGACGCCGUGCUGUCUACUUCAAUGGCGACGAGGCGGUGAACGUGUGCGCCGCGCGGUGAUUAGUGGCAAGGGAAGCAGUGAUGGCGUCAGUGAGCCGGGCGCCCGAGUUUGAUGCGGCAGUGGAGUCGUUCGGCGCGUACAGCAGGCGUCUCGAACAGCACUUUGUCGCCAACAGCGUCGGUGAAGAUGAAGUCGAGAAGCGCCGCGCCAUACUGCUGAGCGCGGUUGGCGCCAGCACCUUCAGCCUCCUGGAGGACCUCAUAGCCCCAGCCGCAGUGGGAGACAAAACGUUCAAGGAGCUGGUGAAGAUAUUGGUCGACCACUUUGAACCGCAACAAUCUGCAAUUGUCUCCAGAUUUCGGUUUCACUCCUGCACUCGCGAUGCUGGAGAGUCAGUGUCGUCGUUUUCGGCGAGGCUCCGCAAGCUUGCGAAGCCCUGCAAGUUUCAGCCAGGCCAGCUGGACGAGAUGCUUCGUGACCGACUGGUUUGCGGUAUUCAGCAUGAGCGGCUGCAAUCACGUCUGCUGAGCGAGCCGCGGCUGACUCUGGACACGGCUCUGGAGAUCGCUCAGGCCCACGAGUCGGCAGCAGCCAGUGCAGCCGAGCUCAGCGGCCGCUCCGAGUCGUCUGCCGUCAUCGGACGGGUCGAUGGGACACCACGGAGGAUGGUGAACGACAGCCGACCAGCCCUGGUGAACGACAGCCGGCGAGCACUGGUGAACGACAGUCGGCGAACACUGGUGAACGACAGCCGACCAGCCCUGGUGAACGACAGCCGGCGAGCACUGGUGAACGACAAUCGGCGUCCCCUGGACACCGGCGGGGCUGCCUCCCGCGCUCCGCCGGCGCGGGGUGCCUGCAGCCGCUGUCUCAGCCGACGGCACGUCCCGGCGGCCUGCCCCUUCCGCUCGCAGAACUGUUAUGCGUGCGGAGCCGUGGGCCACACCAGAGCGGCCUGCCGGAGCCGCGCCGAGUCUCAGCGUGUCCGGCUGCUGGAGGAGGAGGAGCAGCCGGAGCCGUCCGUGACGCCUGGGACUUCUCAGAGUGGCGCGGCGCCCCACAAUGACGCGAUGGUUUGGGGUGCUAUCGUGGCGCUGAGGUGA